AUGUCUGACUUUAUUACUCAAUUCCAAAAAGUUCUGUUAUCAGAAGCUUCUCAAGUUGAUGAAUCAAAAUUCCCAACUUUAACUAAGGAACAAAAAGCUCUUGCAUCUCAAUUCGAAACCUUAUCCACUAGACUCGAUGAAGUUGACACUUUAGCUCAAUUAAAUGAAUUUCUUAAAAACAAAACAUUUGUUGCUGGUGCCGUCCCAUCUAAAGCCGAUUUAACCGUUUUUGAAAAAGUUUUAGUCUUAGCUGCCAAAUGGACUUCCGUUAAUGAUAUUGCCAAACAUAGACAUAUUCUUAGAUGGGUUGAUUUAAUUCAAAACACUUUAGUUGAAGUUCCUGAAGCUCAACAAAUUAAGGUUGACUACAAUGUUGAACUUCCAAGAGAAAUCAAGGAAAAGAAGAAGCCAGCUGCUGCUGCUGCCGCCGCUGCCACUGAAGCUAAAGCCGAAGCCCCUGUUGAAGACAAGGCUGCUCAAGGUGGAGCCAGAAAGGAAUUAACCGAAGAAGAAAAGAAAGCCAGAGUCGAAGCUCAGAAGGCAAAGAAAGCAGCCAAGGCUAAGGCCAAUGCCGAAAAGAACAAACAAACUCAAGCUGCUGCCAAUGUUCCACCAACUCCAGCCAUGAUUGAUUUCAGAGUUGGGUUUAUUCAAAAGGCCGAAAAGCAUCCAAAUGCCGAUUCAUUAUAUAUGUCAACCAUUGAUAUGGGAGAUGAAGAAGGUCCAAGAAUUGUUUGUUCUGGAUUGGUUAAAUAUUUCCCACUUGAAGAAAUGCAACAAAGAUGGGUUGUUGUCGUUGCUAAUUUGAAACCAGUUACUAUGAGAGGGGUUAAAUCUUGUGCUAUGGUAUUAUGUGCAUCUGAUGAAAAUAAAGUUGAAUUUGUUAAUCCACCAGCUGGUUCUAAACCAGGUGAUAAGAUUUUCUUUGAAGGUUAUAAUGGUACUCCUGAAAAACAAUUAAAUCCAAAGAAGAAGAUUUGGGAAGCUUGUCAACCUAAAUUCUCAACUAAUGAAAACUUUGAAGUUACUUAUACUGAAGAAGGUCAAGAACCAAAGAGAUUGGUUAAUGAAAAGGGUGAAUUAUGUAAGAAUACUUCACUUGUUAAUGCUGAAGUUAAGUAA
Molecule: messenger RNA, 1122 nt
Organism: Hemisphaericaspora subhashii
Lineage: Eukaryota; Fungi; Ascomycota; Pichiomycetes; Serinales; Debaryomycetaceae
Gene: ARC1
Product: Arc1p
Exons: 1
Coding region: 1-1122 (373 amino acids)
Cellular component (GO): methionyl glutamyl tRNA synthetase complex
Molecular function (GO): tRNA binding
Source: RefSeq, a predicted model, not a curated record